Medicago truncatula (barrel medic) is the source of this 1019-nucleotide messenger RNA. RefSeq lists its product as uncharacterized. NCBI's taxonomy places the organism in Eukaryota, Viridiplantae, Streptophyta, Magnoliopsida, Fabales, Fabaceae. The transcript has 2 exons. Bases 1 to 921 code for a protein of 306 amino acids. The record is from RefSeq and is a predicted model, not a curated record.
AUGUCUUCUACUAUACCACAAAUUCUACCAAAUCCAGACCUAGGUUUCAAAGUGAUUGUGACUAAAGAAGAGUUCAACUUGUUUCACAACAUUGAUCGACAACUAUUCAUUCGUUUGGUUUUGGAGCUCGGUCGUGAAAUCUCUGAAUCGAUCAAUGUAAUGGCCUUCCUUAUGUGCAUUGAGAUGAUAAGUAAAGAAUUCAAUUUGGUAGCAAAGAUUCUCAAGCAUUGGUCAAACGUUAUGCUAAACAUGCUAGCUGAUGAAGCUGUCUUCAUCCUUGAUUGCAUUGUGAGUUCUCCAUACCCUAAUGAUUGUGUAAGGGAAAAGAAAUUACCAUUGAUUCAACACAUAUUGCACCACAAUGCGACGUUCGAGUUUUUCCAUGAAAAACGCCUCGAAUUGAUCACUGAUGUCACAAAGUACAUCAAUGAAGUAUGUAUUAGAGCGUUUACAGAUAUUAUUGAACAUGUGAUUUAUAAUGGUGUUACCGAGCAGCAAGAGUUAUAUCGUGCAAAUCUUUACGGGACUGCUAGCCUUCCUACUCACAUGCUACCACAAGCAGCAUAUUAUACUCCUAAUGAUUGUCCAAUUGUGCCACAAGAAAUUGAUGAUAGGACCCUCUUCAUAACAUUUUCCAGAGGUUAUCCGGUUUCAGAAAAUGAACUUAGAUAUUUCUUCUCAAGAGAAUUUGGAGAUAUCAUUGAAAGAGUGAUGAUGCAAGAAGUUAAUCAACCAGAUCAGCACCCAUUGUAUGCUCGUCUUGUGGUACGUCGUGAGGGUAUGGAUGUAAUUAAUUAUCUUCUUGAGUAUAACCCAAGAUUGAAAUUCAUCAUCAAUGGGAAACAUGUUUGGGUCAGAAAAUAUUUUAGCAAGCCACCACCACCACCGUAUGAAGCUGGGACAUCUUGGUAUUUUCCAUGAUGCAUGUUUUCUUAAACUUUGGUUUUGUUGCUUUAGAUGAAGCUGGGACAUCUUGGUGUUUUUCAUGAUGCAAGUUUUCUUAAACUUAAAUUUUGUUU